Messenger RNA from Mya arenaria, 6564 nucleotides. RefSeq lists its product as uncharacterized. The record is from RefSeq and is a predicted model, not a curated record. Lineage: Eukaryota; Metazoa; Mollusca; Bivalvia; Myida; Myidae. The transcript has 2 exons. Bases 320 to 1294 code for a protein of 324 amino acids.
UAACUUAACAUAAACAAUAUUGUUUCUGGUCACAGUUUUGAACACAAUGAAUGGUUUAAACAUAUAGAUUCCCCUAUGAUGGCUUAUUUCACAAUAGUUGAUCAAUAUGGAUUAUUUGAAUGGAUAAAUUAUAAUACCUAGUAUUUAUAUAUUGUCAUAGAUACACAGAAGUAAAUAUUUUUGUAAACAUCAUUUAAUAUUAAAGGACAGGUAUAGAAGUGGUUUUGGUCAUUGGAUAUAGAUCUUUGUGACAAAAACAUUGGGUAUAUUGGUGAUUCAUCUUAUACAAGUGUAUGGUGUUCAUGAUGAGAGAGGUAACAUGACGAUGAGCUUCUAUGCCUGCCUAGCCUAUGUAACAUCAAUCCUCAUUGGUUUACUGCUUUACUACACCUACCAACGACGCGAAAAGACAAAAAUGGCUCCUUCAACUGCUGAUCUGCGAAGGCGAAAAAGACUGCAGAAAACGCCAUCAAUUUUAUCGGUUUUGGGUUUUGAAAGAAAUAAUAAUGACAAGAUUUUCUAUGCAAUCGAGGAUCAUUUCAAUAGUUUUAGUGAGGUCAGUAGAGCAUGUGCGCGCGCUGGCCUAGAAAAGUGUGGCCUAAUUGUUGGUGUGGAUUUUACUGCUAGCAACGAGUGGCAGGGACGCAAAACAUUCAGUGGCAACUCUUUGCAUAAAAUAACCGGCUCAAAAAUCAUCAAUCCAUAUCAAAAAGUCAUUCAUAUCAUGGGAAACACAUUAGAACCAUUUGACGAAGAUCAGCUCAUUCCAGCGUUUGGUUUCGGUGACGCUGAAACCUUAGACAACAGUGUCUUUCCGUUCAAUACCGACAGUUCGCCUUGCAAAGGGUUUGCAGAGGUGUUGUACAGAUACAACAGCAUUGCAGCGGGCGUGCAACUCAGUGGACCUACUAAUUUUGCUCCAUUAAUACACAAAGCCAUUGACAUUGUGAAACAGGAAAGACAAUACCAUAUUCUAUUAAUAAUUGCCGAUGGGCAAGUUACGGAAGAAGAUCAAACUAUUGAUGCCAUUGUUCAAGCGUCAGAUUAUCCAUUAAGCAUCGUUGUGAUAGGGGUCGGUGAUGGUCCAUGGGAAACAAUGGACGACUUCGAUAAUCUACUGCCAAAGAGAAAAUUUGAUAACUUUCAGUUUGUGAAUUACCACAGAGUGACAUCAAAAUCACGGAAACCUGAGACAUCAUUAGCUCUGCAUGCCAUGAUGGAGAUACCAGAUCAGUACAAAACCAUUAAGUCAUUAGGUUAUUUAAGAAAAGAGAAGUUUGAAACAUUUGUAUGAUGAUAAGUGUAGUCUUUAUGACAAUAAUAUGCAAAUAGCUCAUACAGAGUCAUGGAUGUAGACUUUAUCUACUUAAUAUUAGUUUUUGUUAAAGAUGCACUCUCACAGAUUGACAACUUUUUUUGUUGUCUUGGAAUAGCCAAUUUUGUACCUAAAUGUCUGGAAACCAGUGAUAUAAGACUGCUGACAAAAGAUCAGAUCUCACUGUUUUCUUAUUAAUGUUCUAAAAUGAUGUUUAAUGUCUAAAAGUGUUACUAAAGCUUUAAAAAAAAAAAAUUUCGACAGUUUUCCAAACAAUUGAGAGCUGUUCUAUUGUAAUUAAUCUUAUUUGACUGAAUUGAAGGCAUAGAUGCUGAAUUCAGCUGAUUCUGAGACAAAAUUUAAAGAAAAGACAACACUGUUAAUCUGUGAGAGUGCAACUUCAGGAGAAAUCAUUAACAAGUGUUUGUAUCGCAAAUGUUCAGGAACAUUGUUUAUUUGGUUCACCCUUUUAAUCAUUUCAUUUUUUGGAAAAGGUGCUUUUCAACUUCUAGUUUAAAUAUUUCACUACAUAUUAUGAUUAUAUUUCAUUAUUUGUCUUUGUUAUAACUUUAUAAAUCAUCGCUGCCAAAAUUGACUAUCAUUAUUAUACAUGAACAUUAUUUUUGUAUCUUUUUUUGUUUGUAAAGAAUUAUAACUCUGUUAUUCAGGAACUGAAGUUUUGAUUCAAUAUUUGUUGAAAAUAUACCGGUACAUAUAAUUUAGGAAGUACAAGGAUGAAUUAAAAGUAAGAAAAUACAUAACUCAGAUUAUCUUUUGUAAGAUGAAGGCAUCUGUUAAACAAAAAUAAUAUAAGACUAAAGAGCAAUACUUUCUGACUAAAAAUGAGAGUUAUUGAAGAUAAUUGCUUUAUAAGAAUGUGCAUGAUAUGUGUUAGGAGCAUUAUUAGGGCUUUUUCUAGCUAUUCCAUGGGUCGGGUAUUCUUAGUUGUAUGAUGCUAUUGAAUCUCCCAGCUUUCACAAGUUACUUCUUGAAAUACCAUUCCAAAUUUACUGAUUUCAGUGAUUUUUCACUCUAUUUUUAGGCGCAACCAUUUGUUCCCAAAAGGCCUAUAAUAGAAGCCUGGUAUUGCCUGCUGGUUCAUUUGGAAUAUAUCAUAUAACAUGAAUUGUCUUAUAAUGUAUUCUUUAUAUGCAAGAUGUCUGAUGCCAGUAUAUUGAACGCUUUGCAAAUAUUGUUACAGUCCGUUUAUCACCAUUAUUUAUGUGUCAUACAUUUUCUAGGAGCAUGCCAAGGAAAACAAGACGAUUAUUUUAAAAACAUUGCCUUAAGUAUCAUACUCAAUCAUUUUACUAAAACCAGACUGUGCAGUUGAGUUAAGGGUUACUAAAACCAGACUGUGCAGUUGAGUUAAGGGUUACUAAAACCAGACUGUGCAGUUGAGUUAAGGGUUACUAAAACCAGACUGUGCAGUUGAGUUAAGGGCUACUAAAACCAGACUGUGCAGUUGAGUUAAGGGUUACUAAAACCAGACUGUGCAGUUGAGUUAAGGGUUACUAAAACCAGACUGUGCAGUUGAGUUAAGGGUUACUAAAACCAGACUGUGCAGUUGCAGUUGAGAUAAUGCUCAAAGUCUUCAAGUUUCAAGAGUAAAUACUUGUCAUGUUAGGUCUGUUUUCAUGGAGAUAUGUAAUCUUGUUCUACAACUUCAUGUAUUACUGUGUCUUAGGCAUUUAUUAUUAUAAUGCAUUUUUAUCUGUGUUUAUCAGUUUAGACAGCAUUAUAAUUCUUGAAUUGUUUCCCAUGAAAACAUUGAAAUCACAAUUUUUAGUGGAGAAUUAUGCAAACUUCCUGAUUGAUUGUUAAUAUGGGUGGGUUAUUCAUUAGUGUUAUAAUCAAUAGAUCUGCCUGGCUCAGAAAAAUGGGGACCAAAAGUUUAGUGGUUGCUGAGAUCUCCUGCAUUAAUAUUGAUUUGUGUUUUUUGUAAUACCAACUUCUAAUGCAUAAUCUUUAUUUUCACUCACAAUUCAUAUAUCUGAAGCCCAUUUAAUUAAAAGAUUUUAGUCAAUUUUAGAUAGUAGUAUAAUUUAGCAAAUCUUUAAACUGUAGAUACAUCAAGGAUGGCUGGCUACAGUUUUUUGUUUCCUCAAAAUUGUUUUCAUCUCGUACAAUGAUUUAAGGUCAGUCUUCAUAAAUGUAAACCAAAAAUAGCGAAAAAUAUAACACUUCAAAAAUCUGAACAUGUAUGCAUGAAUAUAGCUGAUUUUGUUUCUUUUUUGAAACUUUGAAUUCAGCUUUAUAAUAUCUAUAAGGUUCAAUUCAUAUGUAUAUCAUAUUGUAUUUAUACGAAACUAUGACCCUAGAUAUAAUUUCAUAUAAGAUCUAUAAAAAAAUGGGCUUUUGAUGCAUUUAAAUACAUUACAGACACAUAUAUAUAGUGUUUGUCACAUGACAGGAAUGUCGGCUCAAAGACAAUUAUUUGGAAUAAUCUUUUUUUGACAUAUCAUGAUAUUGUUCAAGUGUGAUUUAUUCAAACUUAUUUUUGUCCAUAUAAGAAGGCUCCUGACUUUGUACAUGUGGCAUAAAUAAGGUCUCCUCUCCUGUUACUUGGCUCAACAUUUCUGAAAUGUUAUAAGGGAACAAUUGUCAAUACUGAAUGAGCAGUAAUGAAGUGCUACUCCAAUAUGAAUUAGUGGCAAGUGUGUGUAAAUACAAUCUGAUGCCUAUUGUUAAACUGGAUGUUAAAGCGGAAGUCAUUGCCAUGAUUACUGUUUACUUGAUUGAUAUUUUGAAUUGUCAAUAUUUCUUUAUAAUGUUCCACCACUUUUGUUGACAUUUACACUUUAUGUCCUUACUACAUGUAUACAUUUGUUUUCAUAUAACACCACACUUAAGAAUUAUGCUGAUAGCAAAACCCAGGCCCCUAGCUUUAAGUUCAAUGUCAAUGUUUUAGGUCAAUGCAUCAAGCCCAGAUUGAGGUCGAUGCAUCAAGCCCAGAUUGAGGUGGAUGCAUCAAGCCCAGAUUGAGGUCAAUGCAUCAAGCCCAGAUUGAGGUCAAUGCAUCAAGCACAGAUUGAGAUCAAUGCAUCAAACCCAGAUUGAGGUCAAUGCAUCAAGCCCAGAUUGAGGUCAAUGCAUCAAGCCCAGAUUGAGGUCAAUGCAUCAAGCCCAGAUUGAGGUCAAUGCAUCAAGCCCAGAUUGAGGUCAAUGCAUCAAGCCCAGAUUGAGGUCAAUGCAUCAAGCACAGAUUGAGAUCAAUGCAUCAAACCCAGAUUGAGGUCAAUGCAUCAAGCCCAGAUUGAGGUCAAUGCAUCAAGCCCAGAUUGAGGUCAAUGCAUCAAGCCCAGAUUGAGGUCAAUGCAUCAAGCACAGAUUGAGAUCAAUGAAUCAAGCACAGAUUAUGAUCAAUGCAUCAAGCACAGAUUGAGAUCAAUGCAUCAAACCCAGAUUGAGGUCAAUGCAUCAAGCCCUGAUUGAGGUCAAUACAUCAAGCCCUGAUUGAGGUCAAUACAUCAAGCCCUGAUUGAGGUCAAUACAUCAAGCCCUGAUUGAGGUCAAUACAUCAAGCCCAGAUUGAGAUCAAAGCAUCAAGCCCAGAUUUAAUUCAAACUUCAUACACACUUUUAAAGAGGCAUUAAAAUUUAAAGUAAUCAGAAUGCAAUUCUUCAGACAUAGUACAGAUUACAGAAGCUCGUAUUAUUUCCAUGCACAUUCAUAACUCACUUUCCGCAAAAGAAUUAUUGAAUUACUAUCUAGAAUAAAACAAAAACCAGGUUACAUAAAUAUCAAUUUAUUCUUCUUUUAUUUGCAGUCUUAAUUUAUUUUUCUUGCAAUAUAUCCAUUAUAUUAGAUUACAUGUCUAGUCUGAAAAUGUUAAAUUGACAUUUCAAUCCCUGGUGUUUUAACUGUGAUAAGAUUCAACUGAUAAGGACCUCUGUCUGGCAAGCUCAUAAAAUGUUCAGAAACCAGAAAAUACAUAUCAAAAAAAAAAACAGGGCAAGAAAUAUUUUCAGAAGAGUUAUAAUUUUGUCUACUUUCGAGUAAAGCAGAACAAUAAUGAACGUAACAUGGUGUAACAUAUUGUUACACAAAGGUUAUCUAUUAUAAUUAAAUGGGCAGUUUUGGCUUCUGGAAAUUCAAAAGAUUCUUAUUUAAUGGUGUGUUUGUUAGUUUAGUUUAAACAUAUUUAUUUUACAACGAUUGUGAAACAAGUUAUUACAACAUUAUAUUAAUCACUCUCGUUGGCACGAUUUUACGCGAGAGUGUGGUCUUGUGUUGUGGGGGAAACCGGAGAACCCGGAGGAAACCCACUUGUCCGGCUUGGUGACCACAAACCAAACUGUUAAUCCAUUUCCCACAAAAGUUCCUAUAAAGGUUCUAGACAUCAGCUGAUACAACUGCAAGAAAAAAAAACUUAAAACAUAGAAUUGAUAUUGUUGCGCUCAAUGCAUUGAAUUUUACUUACUGAUGUAUUACAUCGCUUACAACACAUGUAUCUUUAAAAGUUUUUGUGUAUAUUUCCAAUUCAGAAAUUUACUGGGUUUGUCGCAGCCACGUAACUCCCAGUUAAUAUGAAAAUAGCGUCGGUAUAUGUAUCUAUACUUAUCACGUGACUUUCACACGCUAAAUAAACACACUACGAGCUGAGAAACAAUUAUGUGUUAUUUUUAAACGGGUCAGCGACAAAAUAUUCUUUUAAGCAUGUAAAGUGAUGUAUUAUCGGCCUCAUACUAGCUGGUAUUAAUAAUUCUAGGCUUGUUUUGAGGACGUACUAUAUUUGUCGGUUUUGGAACCAUCUGGUGUCUAGUCCCUUUAAAGGUAGCAAAGGUGACUUAUUUGAACUCAAGUGUCCUGGUACACAUAGUAAAUUCUUCUCUAAAAUCAUUUUAAUGGGUUUGUCAUUAAGGGUAUUUCAUCAUUUGUAACUUGUUAACUAGCUGAUUUAUAAUGCUAGAUGCUAUCAAAUGUUUUCUGGUUUGGUCCAUCAUGAUGCCUGUGUUUAAUCACUUCAUACUUACAAGCCAGUUUUUGAUGUGCGUGUCUACCUGUAGCUGUUCUGUUUUGUUAGUACUGCACAUAUUUACAAUUUUCUCUAAAAUGUAUGUUUUUUGUCACAUUGAAAUUUGUAAAAGACACAAAAUGUUCAUGCAAUAAUAUGAAAAUAUCAAUUCAUGUAUUAUAUUAUAUUUGUUUAUGUCGGGGUAUAAUUGUUUUGUUUUUGUUUUAUGCGAUUGGUCAUUCCAAAUAUACAGUUCUGUUAAAAUGUGAAUAAAUGUUUAUGUAUAAAUAUG